CAGCACCUCCGAGUCCGCUUGGACAUACACUGCCAUUCAGCCGACCUAUCUUUCCAUUUGAGCAAAGGGCAUACAGCUGUUCCGUGUGGCAAGAGCAUCGGGUUCAAAUGCACUUGCGGAUGAGCAGAUUAUUUUAAAGCAACCCCAGGCCAGUCAGAGCUAUGAACGCGAACUCUCUAAAGGCCCCCUUCGCCUUUUCUCCUCUGCUUGAUGUGAAACCCGGAGAUGGAGAGCCUGACCCAGUGGACUGGAGUUGCUCGCUUGCAGUACCAUCGUGUCUGGAGUCUUGGGGGCGUUCUGCGGCUUACUCCGAAGGCUCGACUAGCUCACUCAGCCUUGCACUUGGCUGUGAAGACGGGACAUUCUAUCUCUUCCAUGAAUCGGUGCCACCGCCGCAGGUAUCUCGAAGGCGAAGUUCUAUCGAGUCUUCAGCCAGCCGUCCUCCUCGCCUCUCCAAUAGCUCAAGACCUACGAGUCCGCUUCGCUAUGGAGGGCUCGGUGUCUCAAACUCUCGCUCUGGAUCUCCGUCAUCUGCAAGGUCAGCUCUGUCACCAUUCCAGGUCAGCAGGACCCGCGCAGUGUCGUCCGUGACUACAGAACAAGCGGAGGCUCCGAAGAACUAUGUCGACUUCGACGAGGAGACGGAGAGGAUGAAGGGCAUGCUGAAGGGGAAGGGCGUCAGGGAGAAGACACCAGGCGAGCUGCUCUCUCCGAACUCAGAGAGAGGGACCAGCUUGGAGAAAAGCGGCGAAGCACGAAGUCCGAGGCUGCGAGCACUCUCCCCGACUUCCUCAAUCAAGUCCACCUCAGGCCCUCCUCCACCCUCUCCUAUCAUUACCCCUCUUGACACGCCUACGGCGUCAAGUACUCUCUCCCUCACGUGCCACGUAUUCCCACCGAAGUACGGAUACUUGCAUGCAGUCAGGGCGAUAAAACCUUACGACUCGGGACGAUACCUCGUGUGUCUGCAAGAAGCAGGGAACAUCUCCAUUCAUGCAACAUCUGAUGGGUCCUGCAUCGUCACUGCAGCUGUCGACAGCGAGCAUCCGACCCCCAUUGGCACCGAUUUUCAGCUACAUAGGCCCGCGCCCGCUCUGUGGCUCUGGAAGAGCCUUCGUCUUGGUAUACUCGGCGAGUCCAAUAUAAUUCUUGCCUGUGCCUCCAGCGACGAGUCGAGCGGGAUCAACCAACUUGCGGACGGCCUAGACGAUGAGCACGAAGAACAUACGCGGCUUGUUGCAUAUGCGAUACAUCCGGGCCCACACAACGACGGCCGGGAGAUGAACCUCGUGAAAUUGGGCGAUUGGUGUAUCGACGGGACAGCCGAGGGCGUAGGGCUACACCAGAGACCUGAUGGUUCCCUCACCGUGUUCAACGUUUCUUCCACGCGUUGUCUCACUUUACGAUCCCUCGUAAUUGCGGAGACCGUCGCGGCGUCCGAGACCGAAAAGAAGGACACUGGCUCGAGAACUGUGCUACCGCUGCCGAAAACGCUCAAGGAUGUGCUGAAGGUCCUGUCAAGGGAGCGUGUAGAGGACACCGACAAGGAGGACGAGACACUCGUACGGUUGGGUGACGCUGUUGAACUCGGUCCUGUAUCGUUGAACGGCAUGCUCUCCGGUAUGCGGUCCUUCUCUGACGGAGACAAAGUCCGCGUGGGGUGCUGGUCAGAUUCUGAGCUAGUGGCAUUCGGUUGGCAUGGAGAAGUGUAUGAGCCACUCUUUGCGCAGAACAUCGAGGGCAUCAGGGACAUCGAUUGGACGACUGCCGAAACGCCCACCAUUUUGUUCUCGGAUCGAGUCGAAUAUCACAGCAUUGUCACAGUGGAUGCCAAUAACGACAUCAUUGCAGACGCAGGUAAAGGAAAAAGCCAAGUCAAGCUGGUCUUCAGACUCGAACUGGUGCGCAGCGUGCCCCUGGCGCUCAAUGACUUUUCCGCUAUCACCUCGACGGGCGACGUGUUCGCCACUGACGUGAGGAAAGGAAAGCGUAGGCUCGAACGUGCAUUCCCCGAGAGCGACAUAGCUGCAGGGAACGCGAGUUCUCGCCAGGUAUGGAAGGCACGGUGUGACUCAGUUGCUCUGUCGUCUGCGGUGCGGAUAACUUGCACGCUACCCGUCGAGCUCAGCGUCAGCAUCCUGGGAUGCAGUGACGGACGACUACGUCGGUCUUCGUUCCUUGGCCUGUCACGCAAAGGAACCGAUCGGUAUACGCAAGUAUCAAACGUGCCACUGCAAGGCGAGAUCGUCAGCCUGCACCUCGUCGACAACGAGCGGACGAAAGAGAGACUGGUGAUAGGAGGUGCUGAUGAUGGUUCAAUGGCCAUAUGGGAUCUGCAGUCUUUGUCGUUGCGCGCCCGGUGGACGAUGUUCACCGAGCCUCUCGCUCAGGUCGUGCAUCUCAAGGGCGACUCCAUCGGAAGACUGCGCGGCUGUACCUUGUGUAUUUCGCAGGAUGGGACGAUUGCGGUCAUCGCCAUCGAUGGCUACCAGUUUAUAUUCUUGGUUCCCACAUCCUCUGCGCCUCUGAAGCAGGUCCAUGUCGGUGGUAACAACUUGAUGCUCCUAUACCGAGAUGGUCGCGCCAGGCUGUGGGACUCGAAGACGCAGGAGUUCUGGAGGUCCAUGAACGCCGACAGGACAGAUGAGAUGCUCAAACAAGGAGGGUGGACGAGCUGGUCGGUCGGCGAUGCAACACCGUCUUUCAGGAGUAUAGUCUCUCCAUUACAUGCCUCCGUAGGGGUCGACUCGGGAUGCACCAUACUGCUCGACGUAGAAGCUGCGAUUCGGCAGAGUUCCCCGUCACUAGCCGAAGCAGCAUCCACCGACAAGGCUUCGUACGCAGGCUUAGACCCGAUACGAGCCGUCUUGUCUGCGCUGCUGACUUUUGGGCUCAACAAGGAGAUAGAUAGCAUAUGUCGAGACAAACUGCGCGUCGACCGAUCGGGCGCCUCUGUGGGCCUCUAUGCGGAUAAUGCGCUGUGUUUGUACUCAGAGAAAUGCUCUGUCUGGACUGUGUCCACCGAGGUGUCCGGAUUGCUCGCUCUAGCACUCAUUGCCAUGCUGCAGACGCUACUGCGUCACGAAGAGCUUGUGCCAGAUACGACCACAGUGAUGACCUUCUACGCAGCUUCGUUACCAGAAGUACUCGGAGCCUCGUACAAGUCACCUAGUCUGCGUGUCCUAGCGAAGCAUUGGUUGCAAUCUACCGUGAAUGAGGUCAAGAGCGCCUCCAGACUCCUGAUGGAUGCCGGAAUUGCUAGAAUGUCAGACUUGGAGACUGCGGAGACAAUCGAGUACUGGCAACCGUAUCUCCCUUGUGUACAGGAUGAGGCAAAUAGAGACAACCUGCGGUGUGCAAUGGCUUUGCAUAUAUGUGGCUCGAUAGCGAUCGAGAAGUAUGCACUUCUCUUCACGAGUGCCCUCACGGACAUCGCCAAGUCGAUCGACAUUUACCUGCACGAAGAAGCUUCACCCUACCGUGCACUGGCUAUCGACCUCUGCUCACGCGGCUUCCAAGUCUGGCAGCAGCACACGGAUGCGGUUGAGAUGCUCCGCGCGCUCUUCCUCCUUGCAACGAGUGCGAAGAAGGAAGCCAUCUCGCCGCACAAUGUCGGGUCGCAAGCACGCUCAGCUGUGCUCAAUAUCGCGUCGAGCAACACCCCGUUGUUCAUAACUACGUUAACCAUCGACAUUCUGCACCCACGCAGUGUCCAGCAUCGGAAAUCGGUGAUGCAGCUCGUCAUCUUCAUCAUACGCAAGAAACCACUUGUACUGUAUAGCAACCUACCUCGUCUAGUUGAAGCUGUGGUGAAGUCCCUAGAUCCCAACUCUACUGCAAAUCGAGAUGCCAUCCUAGACUUCGCAACAGAGAUUCUCGGACAAUUUGUUCGAACCUUCCCAACGGUUGACUUCCACAUGGCCACUCAGAGGCUCGCGGUCGGGACGUCCGAGGGCGCAGUCGUGAUGUACGACCUGAAGACCGCUACACGACUCUAUGUCUUGGAGGGCCAUAAGAAGCGCACAACAGCGUGUAGUUUCUCUCCUGACGGUAGACGGUUGGUGACCGUCUCCUUGGAAGAAUCAUCCGUAUUGGUUUGGAAAGUGGGCGCAAGCUUCACGAGCUUCUUCACACCCGGGGCGCCACCGCGCCAGGGGCAUGCUGGCUCCGAACCCUUCAAGACUCUGAGCUUCAAUGUGGGGGGCGAAGCGCGCAUGUCAUUGGCCGCGACCCUGGAGAAUGUCCGCUUUGAGUGGGCUGGCGACCGUAGCGUCAAACUAAAGAUUCGCGAAAGUACAUUGACGUUCAGUACCUGACAAAAAGACGGGUCGUAUUGUCCUCAAGUCAAGCUCUGCUGCAUAGAUAUUGGUGAUAACAAUGCGUUCACGCGUCAAUCAGACUGUCGCAGGGGGCAAUUACGGCAACAUGCCACUUGCGCACCCACCGGCCCAUCGCAAAGAGGCAGGCAUCAAGAAAUGGCGUGCUGCACCGUAGGUGUGCAGUAGAAACAAUGACGCAGAUCGCGCACAAUGCCAGUGGUGAAGCUUUCUGUCAGAAUCACUGGCAGCCUUCGAACUCGGCUCCCAGCCUGAGUAGCCAUUCCAGCUUCAAACUCUUGUGUUUCAUUACAGUACUACUUAAAAUUACGUUCCUUUAUUCCCG
Molecule: messenger RNA, 4662 nt
Organism: Fomitopsis serialis
Lineage: Eukaryota; Fungi; Basidiomycota; Agaricomycetes; Polyporales; Fomitopsidaceae
Product: WD40 repeat-like protein
Exons: 21
Coding region: 162-4316 (1384 amino acids)
Cellular component (GO): cytoplasm
Molecular function (GO): protein binding
Source: RefSeq, a predicted model, not a curated record